Raphanus sativus (radish) is the source of this 1017-nucleotide messenger RNA. RefSeq lists its product as uncharacterized. The record is from RefSeq and is a predicted model, not a curated record. The transcript has a single exon. Bases 170 to 868 code for a protein of 232 amino acids. Lineage: Eukaryota; Viridiplantae; Streptophyta; Magnoliopsida; Brassicales; Brassicaceae.
UAUUUAUCUCCCAUCAUGCAUUACUCUCACAAAGUCUACCACUAGCUAGCUCGAACUCUUCUCUUAAAACUUUCACACACAAAACCAAUCAGCCACACGUCUAUAGCACGUUUUGCUCUGCUCACUUUUAUAAGUAGAGAAGAUCAAUCACUCUUAGAAAGUAGAAGAUAUGGUUUCGGAGGCGGUUUCGAAGAUGGAAUCACCACCGUUGAUUGGACCUCGUAUCUCUUUCUCAGCUGAUUUAUCCGACGGUGGAGACUUCAUCAGCAUCACUCCCGUGAUGUGCAAAGAGCUAGAGAAAGGGUCAGUGAAAGUCUCCGACUUUGAGUUCUUGUCGGAGAAUGUGAGUCCACAGAGGAUGCAUACCGCCGACGAGCUCUUCUCCGAAGGAAAGUUGCUUCCUUUCUGGCAAGCGAAGCACUCGGAGAAGCUUAAAAACGUUAACUUGAAGACCAACGAAGAAGAAGAAGAACAGAGUCGUAACGUGGAAGUGACGAUGAAGAGUAGUAACGAUAACAGAGUGAGUUGGUUUAUAGACGAAGACCCGUCUCCUCGUCCUCCGAAAUGCACAGUUCUUUGGAAAGAGCUUUUGCGUUUGAAGAAACAGAGGAACUCUUCUUCUUCUUCUUCGGCGAGGACGGUGUCUUCGUUGUCUCCGUCGUCGUCCACGUCAUCGUCGAGCUCGCUUGAGGAUGCGGCGAAGGAAGGGAAGAGAGGUAAGAAAGGAUUGGAGAGGACGAGAUCGGCGAGUAUGAGGAUUAGGCCGAUGAUUCACGUCCCUAUUUGCACUCCUUCUAAAUCCUCUGUUCCGUUGCCUCCUCUGUUUCCUCUGUCUCUUAAGAAAAACAGAGCAGAAAAACGCACUUGAGAAAAGUUGGAAUCUAUUAUGACACAUUAGUGGUUGAUUUGUUCAGAUUCUCAUGUGAUCUGUAACUCCAAUGCAAUGCAUGUGAUUAUUCAGAUGUAUUUUGUGUGUUGUCAUGUGUGAAAUUCGAGUAAAAGAUCUGUUCCUCUGUU